This is a messenger RNA of Epinephelus moara (kelp grouper), 4791 nucleotides long. RefSeq names its product cap methyltransferase 1 (gene cmtr1). Gene Ontology annotation, biological process: 7-methylguanosine mRNA capping. Gene Ontology annotation, cellular component: cytoplasm; nucleus. The record is from RefSeq and is a predicted model, not a curated record. Lineage: Eukaryota; Metazoa; Chordata; Actinopteri; Perciformes; Serranidae. Bases 405 to 2885 code for a protein of 826 amino acids. Gene Ontology annotation, molecular function: protein binding; methyltransferase cap1 activity; nucleic acid binding. The transcript has 24 exons.
CGAAGGACCCCAGAUUUCUGUGGAAACAGCGCGGGCUAAUGUAAACUGCAAAAAACAAGUGUAUUUACAACAAAAGUUUCCACGCAAUUAAAUAUCCGAGUGGGAGAGCUCGAAACAUAUGCGGAAAUAACGCUUUGUCGCCGCUGUGUCGCCACAGAAGAGUGAAGUUUUUCUCCUGAGCUGGUAAAAAAAAACUAGCUGGCUAACUGAGCUAGCUAAAAGCUAAACGCUGCUACAGCUGCGCAGUUUCGUUUCCCAGAAAACACCGAAAACACCCACCAGUCAAGUCUGCUCACUUUAGCUGUGUUUGCCUGCUGUAAUAUAUCUUGGAGAGUGGCAUGGGCCGACUUUACCAAACUUUGAUAGCUGUCUGCUGCUAACUGCAACACACACGUAGAGCCAGGAUGAAGAGACGAGCUGAAGCAGCGCCGGCACCACCACAGGGGACAAAGAGGCAUCGAGAUGACAGCAGCUCAGAUGAAGAGUCGCAGUUAUCCAGACAAGACUCGAGCCAAAAUGAUUCCCUCAGUGACCAAGAUGAUCACAGACCGAGAUUCUCCAUGCCCUCCAUAUCGUCCUUUGAUGACCAAGACAAUGACCCCUCUCAGGCUUCCUCCAACUUCUCCAUGUACAACAGUGUGUCACAGAAACUCAUGGCCAAGAUGGGUUUCCGUGAGGGUGAAGGUCUGGGAAAGUUUGGACAGGGACGCAAAGAGAUUGUGGAGGCCUCCACCCAGCGAGGGAGAAGAGGUCUCGGUCUCACACUGCAGGGCUUUCAGGGGGAGCUAAAUGUGGACUGGCGCGAUGAACCAGAGCCCAGUGCCGUAGAGAAGGUAGACUGGUUCCCAGAAUGCACCACAGAGAACCCAGAUGCAGAUGAGUUGAGGGACUGGAUGAAACUGGGAGAGAGAAAACUCAAGAUUGAGAAUGAGACAGAGUUUUGCACGGAAGACCUCCUGCACACUCUUCUAAGGUGCAAGACAGUGUUUGAUAACCUGGAGGGCGAGGAGAUGAGGAGAGCACGGACACGCUCCAACCCAUACGAGACAAUCAGAGGAGGUAUCUUCCUCAACAGAGCAGCUAUGAAAAUGGCCAACAUGGACCACUGCCUCGACCACAUGUUCACCAACCCAAAGGAUUCACAAGGGAAACCUCUGACGAAGGACCGCGAGGGCGAGCUCCUAUACUUCGGUGACGUCUGUGCGGGGCCUGGAGGCUUUUCAGAGUACAUACUUUGGAGGAGGCGUUGGCACGCCAAGGGGUUUGGCAUGACGCUGAAAGGACCCUGUGACUUUAAACUGGAGGAUUUCUUUGCAGCGCCGAGUGAGCUGUUUGAGCCUUACUACGGUGAGGGAGGGGUGGACGGCGACGGAGACAUCACUCGGCCAGAAAACAUGACUGCCUUCCGAAACUUUGUCCUGGAGAAUACAGAAAGAAGAGGGCUGCACGUCCUCAUGGCAGAUGGGGGUUUCUCUGUGGAAGGCCAGGAAAACAUCCAGGAGAUCCUGAGCAAACAGCUGCUGCUCUGUCAGUUCCUCACUGCCCUCUCUACACUCAGGACAGGUGGUAACUUUGUCUGCAAGACAUUUGACCUCUUCACGCCCUUCAGUGUGGGUCUGGUCUACCUGCUCUACCUCUGCUUCGACAGGAUCUCACUCUUCAAACCUGUCACCAGCAGGCCUGCCAACUCUGAGAGGUACAUCAUGUGUCGUGGUCUCAAGCCUGGUUCAGACGCCGUCAGGGAAUACAUGUUCAGAGUCAACCUGAAGCUGAACCAGCUGAAGAACACAGACAUGGACGUUACAGAUGUGGUCCCUCUGAGCAUCAUCAAGGAAGACACAGACUUCUACCAGUUCAUGGUCAACUCCAACGAGAGCCUCUGUGCAGUCCAGAUCAAGGCCUUGGCUAAGAUCCACGCCUUUGUCGUAGACCCGACCCUCUCAGAGUCGAGGCAAGCAGAUAUCAGGAAGGAGUGUUUGAAACUUUGGGGGGUCCCAGACAAGGCCAGAGUCACACCUGCUUCCUCAGAUCCAAAGUCAAAAUUCUACGAACUAAUUAAGUCCUCAGAUGUGGAGUCCUUCCAAUGUAAGCUUACACCCCUCAACUCCACUACUCUUGACAAGUUACGCCAUAUCCUGGACCACAGGUGCAUUGUGGGAGGUGGAGAGCAGAUCUUCCUCCUGGCACUGGGGAAAUCUCAGAUAUACACAUGGGAGGGGAAGAUGCCCGUGCGCUGGAGGAAACUUGAGAAUUUCAAACUGGAGCUGCCAAGAGAUACACUUCUGAGCGUGGAGAUCGUCCAAGAGCUGAAGGGCGAGGGCAAAGCUCAGCGUAGGAUCAACGCAGUUCAUGUAAUGGAUGCACUAAUACUGAAUGGCACUGAUGUAAGAGAACAGCACUUCAACCAAAGGAUCCAGAUGGCUGAGAAGUUUGUGAAGGCAGUAGCCAAACCCAGCAGGCCAGACAUGAACCCUAUCAGAGUGAAGGAAGUUUACAGGCUGGAAGAAAUGGAGAAAAUCUUUGUCAGACUAGAGAUGAAGGUGACAAAGAGCUCAGGGGGAGUCCCACGUCUGUCCUACACCGGCAGAGAUGACCGACACUUCCUUCCCACUGGCCUUUACAUCAUUAAGACUGUCAAUGAGCCGUGGACGAUGGCAUACAGCAAAAACUCAAAGAUGAAGUUCUUCUAUAACAAGACCACCAAGGAGUCCACCUAUGAAAUGCCUCCAAACUCCGCUGCCCCCUUCCAUGUCUGCCACUCUGAGCGUCUCUUCUGGGCCUGGGUGGACGGGGUGAUAGUCCAUGAUUCUCAGACACGUGUGGACCCUGAGAAACUGUCCAAAGAUGACGUUUUGUCCUUCGUCCACCAGAAUCACCAGCCCUGAAGUGCUCGCAGGGCGCCAGAGCUUCAGCAGCUACAACCUAAAACAAAGAAUGCACUAACUCGUGGAGGAUAUGGAGCCUUAGAGAAGGUUAUCAUACAAUGCCUUAAUUGAUAUUUAUUUGUGACAGUAAAGGAGGGAUUCAUAAAAUACUGCCAAAUAGAUUAACCCACCAAUAUAUAGAUUAAAACUAUCUUAAAGUUAAAGAAUUCUUCACCUGCAAUUUGCCGCAUUUGUAUAUCACAUACUCCCCCGUGUUAUGUUCAUGUAAAUAUUAAUUAACACACUGUUUUAUAAUCAUCAAGGCUCUCUUGAUCCUCCAUACAAUGCCGCUUAGAGAAACUAUUACCAGGUUGUAAGUGGAGUUCUGGAGCUCAAAUGAUGAAUUGUUUGCUGCUAUUUCCAGCGGUGACAUUUGGACUCUGUGUAAGCAACAGACAUUUGACAAACCACUCUGUCUUUCUGCCUUUUUUCCACUGCCCUUGGCUCUGUGAAUUGUAAUGAAUUGGACUCGCCUCAUACGACGGUAUGGAGACAGAAAGCUGCUGCCGUCGUCUCCUCAUUGGAUUGCAUGACCCUGUAGAUUACGUUUUUACAGUUCCAUACAAUGCUCGUGCGCGUGCGUGUGUGUGCAUACAUCACCUGAGCAAUGACAAGAGAGAUGCAUCUGCAAUUUGGAUAAUGCUAGAUAGAGUUACAGAUGUUAAACUAUGCAUCCAUGUCUGUAAACACAGUCUCGCUUGCCUUGCUCUACACCUGCUCAUCUCCACGGAGACCCCGUGUCUUCACUUCUGCAAAACUGUAGCUGAAGUCUAAAUACGACAAACAUGUUAUCCCGACCAUCACAUCGAUGUUCAAAUCAGUUUCAGAUGUAGCAGCUUUCUCCCCGUUCAUAACCGAUCUGUCACGUGUGUGUGUGUUAAACGUUUGAAGAUGUCCUGUUAGGUUUAAGGUUUUUAUGCCGACUCCUCUCUGUGGUUGUGCCUCAUAUCGCCUGAACUGUGUGUUUCUUAAAUACUGCAAAUUACAUAUUUUUUUCUUGUAAAGUUAGCUAUCGACCCCGUGAUGUAAAUAAUUCUAAUGUAGUAAAUAAAUGGGAGAUGAUCUUCCCAGAAAUAACUUUCAGUUGCUUGGUAAAAGUUGAUUUAGACCAGGCACCCUGCGACUCCAGAGCUGCAUGCGGCCCCUCUCCAGUGGCUCCCUGUGGCUUUGACAGAAAAUUAUAUGGCAAUUAGUGAUACAUACAUCUGGCUUGGCGCUGUUUCCUCUAAAAACAUCACAAAUGAUGGCUAAGGGAGUCUUGAGUCUCCUUAGCCAGGCUAGCUGUGGAUUCCUAAUCCAAAAAAGUUAUCAAAGUACCAAGUAAUUAAAAAACAGUCCACUGCAGAAUAGCCACUGUGUGCUAAAACAUGCUCAUUUAGAUCUGUUAGUAAUGUUGAUAUGCUAAAUUUGACUUAAAAGGCUGCGUUACCUUUAUUAAGAGGCUCAAAUAUGUUUCAAAUAAGUUUUAUGGCUUUGCGGGUUUUGGCCAAAAAUGGCUCUUUUGACAGUAAAGGUUGCUGACCCCUGAUUUUGACUGUAGUCUAGUGAUGAUUGCCGUUGCUGGAUGAAGCUGUUUGGAGGCACCUGUUGCCAUUAGGUUCAAUGCACACUAUAGAUAGCAACUUCAAACCAACCGGUCCUACAAAAGGAAUACCACCCGCCCCAGGUUUUCUGUGUGUCAGUUACUUUGUAGGAAAUUAAAGAACAACUUUUAUUUACUAAAAUGCACCAUGUCAACACAACACAAUCUAAACAAAUAAAGGUGUUAGAACUAGAUUUUGACACAGGACCAUGAGAUUACUUAAUAACGUAGGACCCAAUUUAUAAUAGUGUACUUCAGUGGUUAAAAUUCCCAGACAAAUGUGUG